AUGCCGAAAUUAUCCACCCCCGUCCUGACUGUGGACGCGGCCAAAAUCCACAAGGUCGACACGGCCAACACCCAAAGUCUUCACGGCAUGUGGCUUGUCUUUUCUAAAUGCGCAGAUUACAUGGAAGAAGGACGCCGGUUGGAGAAUCUCACCUGGCGUCUAUGGACGCGCGAGACCUUCUGCGUUGCUCCCGCCAGCUCGAGUGACACCUCCGCUAUUCCUCUGCUGCGCGCCGAAUCGGCUGAGAUGCCUCCUUUGUCUGCCAGCGUCGAGUCCGUUGCCACUGUGGACGAAGACCGCAUCGAAUCCCACAUUAAGCCGGGCCCGGAGGAGCUGAAGCCCGCGGUUGUUGGCGAGGAUGCUUUAAUGGGCAAGGAGAAGCAUAUCACUUCGUUGGACCUGGAGCGAAUGGUGCUGAACAUCAAGGAGCGAAAAGCUCUAGAGCCUCUUCCGCCUCCGGCUGCUGUCAUGCCACUGGUUGAUGUCACUCCUCGCGCUUCCUCCCCACCAGCCACGACUCCUCAGCAGACUGAAAGGACCCAAACUACUACACAGUCCUACCCUACGCGCCCUGCAGUCCUUCAAUCCGCCGAGUCCUGUUCGACAGUAACCGCCCCCGAAGGCAAUGACAGUGACGGUGCGGCUGCUGUGGCCUCUGAUACGAGUGUCUCCUCGUCUGGCGUUCUACCUGCCAAGCCUAUUUUGACCAAAACACCAAGUAUCGUUCGCGGAUUUUCUCCGUCGCAGAUCUCGUCGUCUUACCGCUCCAGUUCUCGUCUCGCUGCUGCCGAGCAGACUGCUGCCGCCAACAAGAUGACAUUCCAGCAGAAGCUUGCCCCCAGCAAACGCAAGGGUGGCAUGUUCACUCUCGGUGGAUCUUCUGGGGAUGACGAAAGCUCGUUCGAGGAGCGCAUGAUGCCUAAUCCUCACCGCAGCUCGUUAUCUGAAGAACUGAGCCGCCGACCUGCGUCAGAAACCACGCCCAACGGACUCAGUUCUGCGAAGAAGGUUACCUCCGUCCCGAACGAGGUCGACCCUCAUACGAUCAAGCCUAUCAAGGAGCGGAUCUAUGAGGAUGAGGACGCGAUCGAGACAGAUGAUACCGAGGAGGAGCCGUCAGAAAGCGCGAUCGAAGAUGAAGACGAGGAAGACUGGGAGGACUCGGUGACGGAAAGCGGACAUUCAAGUGUGGAUGACAAGGAGCUGUUCCAACGUGUUGAUUCACGACCGAAUCUAGUAUCGAGACCGUCCCUUUUGACUAUGAUGAUGCACCAGCCAACUAAAAUGGGGAUGCCGACGAGGUCGACGCCUACUUUGCAGCGAUCAUCGCGUGUAACGCCACCAAAUGGACCAGAGACGGGAGGCUCUCCGGAUGACGGCGAGAACCUGACAAUGAAGGGUCGCGAUGUGCCACGUUCGAAACCGAUUAUUGUGAAGCCGACCGCACAAGGAUCCGGAGCACAUUCGCCGCGCACAACUCGACGCAACAUGCUCGCGACGGAACUGACGGAAUCACUACGACGACAUUUGUUGUGGGAGCGACAACAAAAAAACACGACCGCAACUGCAGUGUUCAAGCGACGUCAUACUACGCACGACAUGGCGAAUCUCAAAGAAUAUCCUGGUCCUAAGGCCGCAGGCGGAGGACAGCGUGGGACUGGCGACGGCAGCGCAAAGGAUACAUCGAAGAACAGCUCAUGGAACAACUAUAACGAAUACGGCCCGUGGGAAUACCACGUUAAGGGGUGGUGA
Talaromyces atroroseus is the source of this 1752-nucleotide messenger RNA. RefSeq lists its product as hypothetical. Lineage: Eukaryota; Fungi; Ascomycota; Eurotiomycetes; Eurotiales; Trichocomaceae. Bases 1 to 1752 code for a protein of 583 amino acids. The record is from RefSeq and is a predicted model, not a curated record. Gene Ontology annotation, cellular component: cytoplasm. The transcript is spliced from 2 exons. Gene Ontology annotation, biological process: mitochondria-nucleus signaling pathway; negative regulation of transcription by RNA polymerase II; regulation of nitrogen utilization.